AUGCCUUUCCGCAUAUUCGAGUGUCUGGAUGCCCCUAGCGUUCUUCUGACCAGGCACCUGCCUCCCCCGAUCGCCUUUCCAGAGAACGCCGCGAAGAGCGGCAUUUUAAAGGCAGACAAAGAUGGUUCUAUCAGGGAAGAACAAAGACGACCCUCCGAGGGCGCGUCAAGUUACGUUGCAGGGAGGGGGCCCUCAAGGCCUUUUGUGGGAACCGUCCCCUCGGCUGCAGCUUGGAUUCCGUCGGAAGGCAUCUGUGAAUCGACCCGUCAAGCAGAAUGCGAAAAAGGAGUGGCUGCUGACCUCCGUGGGAUUCUUCGCACAAGUACAGAGGAACUUCGCAAUUUUUCCGUGUUGGCUGCCUCCGCGGCAAAAAAGCCCAACCGCAUGGGGCCCCAAGGAAGUCAGGGGCUUCCGCCGCUGGUGCCUGCGAUUGCAGCUGAGCUGCCGACUCCCGAGGAUCUUGUCUUCUGCUGCUCCCCCGCACCUUCGGAGGCAGUGCCCGCAGAAGCAGCUCCGCCGCUAGCCACACUACGCUGCCAUCCUCUUGGACUGGCCUCCGAAACAUGUAGCCAGUUCCUGCUGGAGAGGGGCCUCAAAGGCCUUGCUUCCGCGCUGCUCUCCGUCAAUGGCUCGAGGCGUGCGGAAGACUCCGGGGGCCCCUCCCUCGCGCUUGCGUGGUGGCCACCCAGUGCAGCGUGGGAGCCUGCAGAAAUACCCCUAAGCCCCAGUUUGAUAGUCGCGCCUUUUCAGAAGGCCCUCUGCGGAGCUGCAAAGGCUGCCUGCCUAGUCGCCCAAGGGGGGCCCCUCUUUGGCGUCUCCGCAGCAACGUAUACCGAAGUUCUACGCGGAGUUCAAGAAGCAGUUAGUCACUUUCGACAGCAAGCAGCAGCAUCGGCUGCUGCUGCUGCAGCUGCAGCAGCUCCAGGCGAGGAUCCAGCUGUAGAAGUUGUAUUCAGGGGUACCGUAUUGGCGAUAAAUUCUGGAGGUUUUGGAGCGCUAAAGGCUCUAAGUGAACUCUUCAGAGGGUCAGAAUUUACAUGCUCCAAUCGGAUCCAGUGGUUGAGCAGCACCAGUAACAGUCACAGCACCACGUUCGGAGCGCAUUUUGAAGACAGGUGGCAGCGGCUGCCACCAGAGGUGGAGACGCAGCUCCAAGAUGUUUGUUGCUCCUUGACGGCUGCUCUUCCUGGUGCUGGAGCAGCUGAAAUAACAGUUCCCAUUGACGGGACGAGAUACGUGAUUCCAAGUGCAGAGGUGAAGCGGAUGCUGCAGGGCCAUGGCAAACCAUGGAUAGCAGCACAACCAGCGUCGGCGUCAGCAGGUAGCAGUAGCAGUGUUUUGGUGUGCCGUAUUGCGUUAUUGCCACCCCAGGAGCAGCGGAGGCAGUUGGACGAGUCUCCUGUGGCAUUCCUGUAG
Messenger RNA from Cyclospora cayetanensis, 1416 nucleotides. RefSeq lists its product as uncharacterized. The coding region runs from base 1 to 1416 and encodes 471 amino acids. The record is from RefSeq and is a predicted model, not a curated record. Lineage: Eukaryota; Apicomplexa; Conoidasida; Eucoccidiorida; Eimeriidae. The transcript is spliced from 5 exons.